CAACAAUUGGCUGUCAGUAAUUUUGUUGGUACCAACUGUCGCUGUCAACUGUCGUCGCUGCCACGCCCACAACGCUCCACCCAAGCGCGAAGAGGGAAAUGAGAUGAAGUGGUUUCAAGUGAUGACCAUAGAUAUGAUUCUUGUGCUUUCAUUUAUAUCAAGUAGCACUGCGAAUCCAGAUGCAAAGCGACUUUACGACGAUCUCUUAAGCAAUUACAACAAACUGGUGAGGCCUGUCGUAAAUGUCACCGAUGCAUUGACGGUGCGCAUUAAGCUCAAGCUAUCGCAACUGAUUGAUGUCAAUCUGAAGAAUCAAAUCAUGACCACAAAUCUGUGGGUUGAACAAUCCUGGUAUGACUACAAGCUCAAAUGGGAGCCCAAGGAAUAUGGUGGCGUUGAAAUGCUUCACGUACCCUCCGAUCACAUCUGGCGACCAGACAUUGUCCUUUAUAACAACGCCGAUGGCAACUUUGAAGUGACGCUGGCUACCAAGGCAACGCUCAAUUAUACAGGACGCGUGGAAUGGCGACCGCCAGCCAUUUACAAAAGCUCCUGUGAAAUUGAUGUCGAAUAUUUUCCGUUUGAUGAGCAGACAUGCGUCAUGAAAUUCGGCAGCUGGACCUACGAUGGCUUUCAGGUGGAUCUGCGUCACAUCGAUGAACUGAAUGGCACCAAUGUGGUCGAGGUGGGCGUGGAUCUGUCGGAGUUCUACACGUCCGUUGAAUGGGAUAUACUUGAAGUUCCUGCAGUGCGCAAUGAAAAAUUUUAUACGUGCUGCGAUGAGCCCUAUUUGGACAUUACAUUCAACAUUACCAUGCGACGCAAGACGCUCUUCUAUACCGUUAAUCUGAUUAUUCCAUGCAUGGGCAUCAGUUUUCUCACCAUUCUGGUUUUCUAUCUGCCCUCGGACAGCGGCGAAAAGGUCUCAUUAAGCAUAUCCAUUUUGCUGUCGCUCACUGUGUUCUUCCUGCUGCUGGCGGAAAUCAUUCCGCCCACGUCGCUGGUGGUGCCGCUGCUUGGAAAAUUUGUGCUCUUCACAAUGAUAUUGGAUACGUUCAGCAUUUGCGUCACUGUGCUGGUGCUGAACAUUCACUUCCGUUCCCCGCAGACCCACACUAUGGCGCCUUGGGUGCGCACCGUGUUCAUCAAUCAGCUGCCGCGUUUUCUCGUGAUGCGGCGUCCGCUCUAUCCGAUCAGCGAAAUGAUUAAAUCCUCGCGUCGUUUGAUGGUGCGCACUUGCAAUGGGCUGGAGCUGCGAGAUCAGAUACCACCACUGCCACCGCCAGUGGCAUUGUCGCGCAUGCAUCACAGCCCCAAGACCACGUCGCGCAGCACUUCGCCGCAUCUGCAGCAUCGCAUGCAACCGAAUGUGAGUCUCAUGGACGAUGGACUCAUGGGUGGCGUUGGCAUGGGCGGCGCCUCCACCAUCACUGGCCACUUGAGCAGCCUGUAUCCACCCACAAUGUCGAAUCAGCAGACCUCGACCACAUCCUCGCUGAUCGAUGCACAGUAUCAUAAUCAAUACCAGCAGACGGGCGGCUCGCUGCUGGAUCAUCCGCUGACGCCGACCAAGUUCCGCCAGAUGACCUCCACCUCCAGCCAGACGGGCCAAAAUGGAGGAGCCGCUGCUCAUCAUGCAUCGCAUUCGGGCAAUUCGAAGAGCAACUCGACCAUGACGUUGGCCCAUCAGGCAAGCCAAGCUAGCCAGACGGGCAGCCAGGGAGCGGGUGCGGGUGCGGGUGCGGGCUACCAUUUGUAUCGCCAGCAGUCGAGCUGCUCCGCCAACUUCUCGCCAUUGCCGCUGCACGCGCAUCAGGCGCACGCCUCGACCACCACCUAUGAUUUGGGCUUCGGCGGCAGCCACCACAAUUCCAAUGUGAUAAAGUCCACGACGACGGUGAACUCGGUGGCCACCGCAUCCACGCUAGCCGACUCCUGCUGCGCGGCGCCAUUCAGAUACCAUCAAGGCCUCAAUCUAGGCAUUCAAUCCUCGGAGCUGCUACACCAGCAGCAGCAGCAGCGACCCACCACAUCAGCUCAAGCUGCAGCUCAAGCUGCCGCUGCCGCCGCCGCCGCAUCACAGGCAGCGGGCACACCACCGCCGCCGCCACCACCACCACCGCCGGCCUGUGAUAUACUGCCCGCCUGCCAGCGCGAGGGCGGCCCACACUGCUGUAUGCGGCGGCGCCAGCGCUGGCACACCUGCCCGGAGCUGCACAAGGCCAUGGACGGCGUUACGUACAUUGCGGAUCAGACGCGCAAGGAGGAGGAGAGCACUCGGGUUAAGGAGGACUGGAAAUAUGUGGCCAUGGUGCUGGAUCGUCUCUUUCUUUGGAUAUUCACAAUAGCCGUCGUUGUGGGCACCGCCGGCAUAAUACUCCAGGCGCCCACGCUCUACGAUACUCGUGUACCCAUUGACAUCAAAUUGUCGGAGAUAGCAUCAACGACGGCGAAGCCAAACGUGGCCAGACCCGUUUUGUAAGUGCGCCCCACCAACAGAAAAAGCCCAGGGGCAGCCAACAACAACACACACACAAACACAAACACACUGAGACACACACACAGCAAUUGAGCGUGUGAGCAUUUCUUUUCGUAUAUGCAGUUUUAUUAAUUUUGUAUUGUGACAAGAGCAGCAGCGACAACAAUUUGGAGCGCGUC
Molecule: messenger RNA, 2658 nt
Organism: Drosophila busckii
Lineage: Eukaryota; Metazoa; Arthropoda; Insecta; Diptera; Drosophilidae
Gene: nAChRalpha3
Product: acetylcholine receptor subunit alpha-like
Biological process (GO): regulation of membrane potential; signal transduction; chemical synaptic transmission
Cellular component (GO): postsynaptic membrane; synapse; neuron projection
Molecular function (GO): acetylcholine-gated monoatomic cation-selective channel activity; transmembrane signaling receptor activity
Source: RefSeq, a predicted model, not a curated record